CAGGCAAACAGCGACAGUCGCCAACUGGCAGCCACACCCGCUGAAUCGAAGUCGAAGUCGAAAUCGAAAUCGUGAACGAGAUCGAGAUGGAUAUCACAUAUGCCGUGGAGAAUGCACACGAUGAGAAUAUAUUGACGCAUGAUAUGCCAUUGGAGAAGGAGCUUUGGAAUUUCCAGUUGUAUUUGUCGUUUAUGUUGUCACUGUUGACACUCGAGCCGCAUCCCGAUGACAGUCUCAACUGCGAUGAGGAGACUCUGCGAAUGCGACAGCAAUUGCUCAUCUACAAGGCGGAGGUAGAUGCACUCGAUCGCAAUGCCGACGACUACUACGAAAAAAAGGAACGGCUGAUCUUCAAGAUCUUUUGCGAAUUUCGCGGCCUGGUCUAUGACCCUGAAACGUUGGAAUGCUGCUGUGAAUACCCGGAGAAUGAGAAAAAUAAUUAAUUAAUUCAUUGAUUA
Drosophila hydei is the source of this 458-nucleotide messenger RNA. RefSeq lists its product as uncharacterized. The transcript has 2 exons. Bases 87 to 443 code for a protein of 118 amino acids. The record is from RefSeq and is a predicted model, not a curated record. NCBI's taxonomy places the organism in Eukaryota, Metazoa, Arthropoda, Insecta, Diptera, Drosophilidae.